UGAUGGAGCAUUAGCAGCAAAAGCAAUGACACAUUACGAGGAGUCAACAAAGAGGAAAUGGAUAACUAUGGCCUUAGUCUUGCACACAUGUCAGCUGGGGGAUCUUAAUGGACUAUCCCCCUCCUCUCCCUCUCUCUCUUCCCUUCAGUACUUUAUUUUCCUUAAUCAUGAAGCCAAUAUUGGAUAGUGCUAGGAACCUGGAAGGAAAAUUGCUUUGUAGUCUUUGGAAGUUGAAACUGGAUUGAUUGCCUUGUGCUUCAAGUCUACAUCAUAGGCCUGGGAUCAAUUUUAAGACUUUGAAACUGAUAGAAAGAAAAGUGAGAUUUGAGAUAAGUUUCCUAGCAAAUACAAAACAUAAAGCAAAUGAUUCCAAGAUUAACAAGCAAAAAGUCCUCCAAAAGUGGAAGUGGGUAAUUGAAGUAUUCAAAUGUCAACAACCCAGCUGUGGAGUUGUGAGGUAUGGACCUGGAGGGUUUCCCAUAGAAUAGAGCUCUACGUGUUUGAUUAUAAUCCUGAAAGGGCUCUGAUUAGAGUCAUAGUACACAAGUCAGGCGCGCUUUAUAGUGUAGGGGUGAUAUUGGAGAAGAGGUCAUCAAAUGGAUGAUGACAAACACAACGCUUCAAAUGGUUUGCCAGAAUCUGGGACCUAUUAAAUUGGCACCAUUUGAAGGGCCCCUACUAAGUACUAAAACCACUUGCCAAGAGACAAUCAGAUAUACCACUAUUUAUCAGAUUCCAUGCCCUUUGGGGCCUAUCUUGUUGUUGGGUCCUCUCUUAUCAACGUUCACAGAAACUAUGAGGACCAUGACUCAGAGCAAAAAAACAAACAAAAAGACAGAGACAGUUAAUAUAAUCGUUUGUUGGAAUGUGCCAAGUUCAGCCAAUUUCAAGGUUAAUCCCUGUUAUACUGUUAAAAUUGAAGGAGUACAAGCUAAUGCAGACCAAUUUUUAACUACAAGGAUAAGGAGUUUCCACUUAUAGGCUCUGGGAAAAAAGAAAAAAGGAAUUAGUCCUUUGUCUUAAUCAGAAAAGAAUCUGGUCAGAAUUUUCUUGGUAGUGAUCUGUCUUUUUGUUCCAAAGGCAAGGGAUAAGACAAAACUAUGUUCUUCACCUUUGCUUUUCCUGCGACUUCAUUUAGGAAUUUAAAUUUAGAGUUAGUCUUACUUAAUGUGCAGGAGUCGAACCAAAAAAAAAAAAACCUUUGACUAUUUGCAACUUGAUAUUGUACUGCUUGUGAAUGCUACUUUUCCCCGCAAGAAAAUCUUCAGAAAAUAAUAGCAAUCUACAUUUAACUUUCGGUAAAGAAUGCAUGUGCUAUGUAGAUGCUAGAGGGGAACAAGCUAAUCUAAAAAUUUAGUAGGCAGCACAAGCACAUCUUCUGAGGUGAUAGAAGAAAUUUUUACUGCAGUUAUCUUGUGUAUUUCUGGAUGAAUAUAGUGGGAUCAGAUUACAUUUGAUUCUUCUGAGAGCUAACAAUAAUGGAACAAAUCUACUGUGCUUUCAUAUUAAUUAGUUAAUUUGCUUUUUCGUGAUUUGCGUUUAGUCUUCUUGGUUCUGCAGAUAUCCGAUCACCACACAGAAGUUAGCUAGGUUCCCAUAAAAUCUUACGUCUGUUAGUCAACUUUUAUAAAGUGCACAUAAUAGGGGCCUGCAUCCUACAUGCUGUACAGCACACACUAGAUAUUAAAAAAAUUAGAACUCUAUGUUUUCUCCUAUAAAUACAGAGUUGUGUAAGCCUGGAACUACCAAGCAGCACUGGUUAGAUUUCACUUAUUUAGUCAUCUCCAAAUUUUACUGCCAUGGCUCCUGUACCCAGUUCUCCAAUCAAGGUUGGUCAUAUUGAUGAUGUUCAGGAAUUGAGAAAGGCUAAGCCAACAACAAUUCCUGAAAGAUUUGUCAGGGAUAUGAAUGAAAGGCCAACACUAACCACAGCUUUGCCUUCUCUAAAUAACAUACCUAUCAUCAAUUUCUCAAGGUUAGUGAAUGGCAGUAAAGAUGAUUACCAAACUGAAAUUUUGCAGCUUGCAAGAGCUUGUGGGGAGUGGGGAUUUUUUCAGGUGAUUAACCAUGGAAUUAAUCUGAGUUUGCUUGAGAGCAUGGAGGAGGUGGCCCAGAAUUUUUUCAUGCUACCUUUAGAGGAGAAGCAGAAGUAUCCAAUGGCACCAGGAACAGUUCAGGGAUAUGGACAAGCCUUUGUGUUCUCUGAGGACCAAAAGCUGGACUGGUGCAACAUGUUUGCUCUUGGAAUUGAGCCCCACUAUAUAAGGAGCCCGAAACUGUGGCCGAUAAAUCCACCAAAAUUUGGUGAAACUGUAGAGGUUUAUUCUAGAGAAGUGAGGAAGCUGUGCCAGAAUCUAUUGAAGUACAUAGCCAUGACCCUUGGCCUGAAAGCAGAUACUUUUGAAGAAAUGUUUGGGGUGGCUGUGCAAGCCAUAAGGAUGAACUACUACCCCCCCUGUUCAAGACCUGACCUUGUUCUAGGCCUAAGCCCACAUUCAGAUGGGAGUGCCCUAACUGUGCUGCAGCAAGGAAAGGGUAGCUCAGUUGGACUUCAAAUCCUUAAAGACAACAAGUGGAUCCCUGUUCAGCCCAUUCCAAAUGCAUUAGUGAUCAACAUUGGCGACACUUUAGAAGUUCUAACAAAUGGAAAAUACAAGAGCGUGGAACACAGGGCAGUGACUCAUAAGGAAAAAGACCGUCUCUCUAUUGUCACUUUCUAUGCUCCAAGCUACGAAGUAGAGCUUGGACCAAUGCCUGAACUGGUGAAUGACAAAACCCCAAGCAAGUACAGGAGAUACACCCAUGGAGAAUACAACAAACACUAUGUAACUAACAAGUUGCAAGGGAAGAAAACCCUGGAAUUUGCCAAGAUUAAAAGCGAUACAUCUACUGAAUAAUUAUUAGAAUUUGUGCAUACUGGUGUUAGUGUUUCACUUCCUCAUGUCAUCUGUGAAGAAUAUCAAAAUGAGUGGGGAGGAUCAAUGAUGGACUGCACAAUUCAUGAGUCGACUCAUAUUUGUAAUAAACUUUCAAUUAGUUGAAGCCCGUAAGGGAUCUUGUGCUCAUAAGCAUUUCAUUUCUUACUAAAUGUGUUUGGUUAUGAGAACUUUGUUGAAUAAACAAGUACAAGUGUACCAGAAAACAAGAAUCAAAACAGAAGUGAAUGCCACUUUUACUGUUUCUUU
Molecule: messenger RNA, 3185 nt
Organism: Manihot esculenta (cassava)
Lineage: Eukaryota; Viridiplantae; Streptophyta; Magnoliopsida; Malpighiales; Euphorbiaceae
Product: protein SRG1
Exons: 4
Coding region: 1800-2897 (365 amino acids)
Source: RefSeq, a predicted model, not a curated record